Molecule: messenger RNA, 2250 nt
Organism: Gilbertella persicaria
Lineage: Eukaryota; Fungi; Mucoromycota; Mucoromycetes; Mucorales; Choanephoraceae
Product: ankyrin repeat-containing domain protein
Exons: 2
Coding region: 1-2250 (749 amino acids)
Molecular function (GO): protein binding
Source: RefSeq, a predicted model, not a curated record
AUGGCAAAUGAUAAAACCAGCAACCAUAAAGCGAAUAAGCCGAGAGGAAGAAGUGCAUGCCAGAAUCCCAACAAGGCAGACAAAGCAGGACGAACAAAAAUAUUCGCUUUCACAAGUUCGGGACACCUAGAUAAAGUAAAAGAACUGAUCAAACGUGGCGCUGAUGUGAACCACAGAGAUAAUGCAGGCUGGGCUCCACUUCAUGAAGCAGCUCUCAAAGGCCAGUAUGAUAUUGCUCGCUACCUUAUCCAAUCAGGGGCUAUUGUCAACGUACGCGGAUUUGAAAACGAUACUCCUUUACAUGAUGCAUGCUCUUAUGGGUAUUCUGAUUGCGUCAAAUUACUUUUAGAAUCUGGUGCCGAUGUGUAUGCCUUAAAUACGGAUAAAAAGCGACCCAUUGAUUUAUGUGAAGAUAAGAUCUGUAUCGAGAUUGUCAAGGCAAGAAUGAAUCAACUCGAUAGUUUGGCUAAAAGAGACAACCAGGGCAAGACAGUGCUUCAUCGUGCUUGUAUAGAGGGCUCAAUACAAGAAAUUAACCGACUGUUAAAAGACGGCCUUGAUUCGAAUGCAACCGACAGGAGCCACUGGACACCUUUGCAUUAUGCUGCUCAAUACGGCCAUUUGGAAACUGUCAAGGCACUUGUUCAAUAUGGAGCUGAUAUCAACAGCAUAGACAAUCAAGGACAGUCUGUAUUGCAUGUUGCUUGUCAGCAUGGUCACGAACAAGUCGUUCAAUAUCUGGUAGAUACUGGUGUCGAUGUCCAUUGUGUUGAUCAACAUGAACAAACGCCCUAUCAAGUGACUGAAUCUGUCGCUAUUCGACAAAUCUUGACCGCCCGCAUUGACCAAGAACGCAAACUCAGGGCAACUACAGAAGCGAUUGAUGAAGUCACCUUUGUCUCUAACACAAAACAGAAACGCAACACACAAGACAAUCAACUCUCACGUGAAGAACGCAAAAUUCAAGCUAUCAUGCGAGCAUUUGAAAAAGCAGAAAAGAAACAGAAAAAACCAGUAAAUACAAAGUCUGUAAAUAACGAUAAAAAACGAAAAAGACAAGAAUCAAGAGAAUGCUCUGUAGAUAGUCAACAACAUAUUCAUUCACAUAAUCAUCAUCAUGCAUCCAAAAAACCAACUGUAGAUUUUAGCAAACUGGAUCCUCAUAAAAAAGACACAAGUGGUCGCACGCACCUUUUUCGAUGGUCUAUUCGAGGUGAUGUACAGGUUGUGAAAGCUUUGUUGGAUGCUGGCGCCAAUCCAUCCGAAACUGACAAUGCUGGUUACUCACCUCUUCAUGAAGCAGCUCUUCGGGGAAAGGCAGAGGUAGUCCGACUGUUACUGGAAAAUGACGCAGAUGUAAACUGCCGAGGUGCAGAUAUGGACACACCGUUACAUGAUGCCGCAGAAAAUGGUUAUCCUGAAAUUGUCCAAUUGCUCCUUGACUAUGGAGCUGAUAUCACUGUAAAGAAUGCCAAAGGUCAAACACCAUUGGAUAUUGCUCUACAGGAAGAAAAUGAUGAAAUAGAAAGAUUGUUAAAGGACCACAAGGACACUAAACCAAAGAAACGAAAAGCGGAUCUACAGCCUGAGUCUCCUACUUCACCCACGGGUGUGUUUGAUAUGAAGGCACAUGCCAGACAACUCUCUGGCCAACACUUGCCAAAAAAGAGUCUCAAACCACUCAUAAAGACAGAAGUACCACCAGAUGGACCACAUACACCUAUACCUACACCACCACCAGAAGGAUGGCAUAGAGUUAAAAAGGAAGACGAUGACUAUAAUGAAGACCUAUACCCGUCGCUUCAUUGUGCAUCUCGUUAUCUUCCACUGUAUACCAUUCAACUUGUGGAUGACAAUCAUUUUUUUGUGGUUGACCUCCAGGUCAGCUUACUACUAGGCAUUACAAUACAUCAAUUCGUGAAGCAAUAUCCUCAUUUACAUCGACGACAAGUGUCAAACCAGGAAAAAGAAAGACUUUGGUCUCCUUUGUCUUCCAUGAUCUGUGUUAGGCAUGAAUACGCUUUUAAAGAAAGCGAAAAACAAAAAUUUCUGGAAGCAGACAUCUCUUUUGUUCGUCUUGAUCAAGUCGUAUCUAUCAUUAAGGACGAUUAUGCUCAUUUAAGUGAAAGUCUGAUUACAAUCAAUCUCGAUAUUGGUUACUAUCAAAAACAAAAUGUAAAGUUACCACCCAAGUUUGCCAUGAAAAUGAAGAAAUGCGGCAUGCUUAAAUUCGAUCAAAAAAAUACAUAG